Molecule: messenger RNA, 1503 nt
Organism: Penicillium bovifimosum
Lineage: Eukaryota; Fungi; Ascomycota; Eurotiomycetes; Eurotiales; Aspergillaceae
Product: inositol phosphosphingolipid phospholipase
Exons: 1
Coding region: 1-1503 (500 amino acids)
Cellular component (GO): cytoplasm
Molecular function (GO): sphingomyelin phosphodiesterase activity
Source: RefSeq, a predicted model, not a curated record
AUGGCCUCAGCUAUCCCCACCGAAGCUCCAACCGAUAUCCGCAUCCUCACUCUCAACUGCUGGGGGCUCAAAUACAUCGCCAAAUACCGCCAUGAACGCAUGUCAGAGAUCGGACGGCAGCUAGCCCUAGCGAGUCCACCACCCGAGAUUGUCGGCUUACAAGAAUGUUGGACACAGAAGGACUUUGAGAGCAUCCGCGACCAGACCCGACACAUCCUCCCAUACGGGAAAUUUUACUACGGCGGCAUAUUCGGCGCAGGAUUAGCAAUCCUAUCAAAAUGGCCAAUCGAAGAAAGCAGCAUGUUCGGCUACCCCCUAAACGGUCGCCCGACAGCCUUCUUCCGCGGAGACUGGUUCGUGGGCAAAGGUGUCGCCAGCGCACGCGUUCGAUUCGGCCCGGGCACCGCAGACGUCGCAGAGGUAUUCUGCACCCACCUACACGCCCCGUACGAGCGCGAACCAAACGACUCCUACCUCUGCCAUCGCACAGCGCAGGCAUGGGAGAUCUCCAAGCUAAUGCGCGGCGCGGCGGAGCGCGGCCAUCUCGUCAUCGGCCUGGGUGACUUCAACAUGCUGCCUUCAUCUUUUGCGCAUCGCCUCAUCACCGCCCAGAGCCCCGUUCGCGAUGCCUGGCGGGAAAUUCACCCAGACUCUUCACUCGCCGCGGCAAUUGAUCCCGUCGAGCAAGCACGGAAUCGACCUAUCCCUACCGCCGAGUUCAAUCUGACCGAGAACGGUGCCACUUGCGACGGGUCUUUCAAUACCUGGCGCUGGACUGAGGCUAUGCGCAAACGCCUCGAGAAGGGUGAGGAUAUCGUCAUCGACAACGAUACCCCCGACCCGCGUGGUAAACGUCUGGAUUAUAUCUUCAUCGGCGACGGCGGUUACCCGCCUGAAUUUCCACCGUCUACCUGGUCUGUCCAGUCUGUGCAGGUUUCCAUGACACAGCGACAUCCCACGCUUCGCUGUUCUCUGAGUGAUCAUUUCGCUGUUGAGGCUGUUAUCGUUCGCUCUCCUAGAUCGACAUACGCUCGCUCUGACUUGACAGACUCUGUCCCGACCGAUCCUAAUUCUCCCGCUUUGCAUAAAACCUCCUCAAAAGCUGUCUCCCCAAACGCCGCUUUAUCCCCAGAUACAUAUGACAACAUCAUUGACAUAAUCCAUACUUACGUGCUUCGUGAACGAUCCCAGCGCCGUUGGCGUUUAGCACAUUUCGUUGUGUCUAUUGUGGUCUCAAUCGGUUGUAUGGUUGGUGUGUGGUGGAUUGGCAGCCGCACGUACAUCGGAUUCAUCUUGGUCCUGGUCAGUACGCUCAAUUUCGGUGCUGGGAUAUUGGAUGGUCUAAUUGGUGGACUGUUCAUGUCCGGUGAGCUGCGUGCUUUGAAGGAGUUUGAGUGGGAGGUCAGCAAUGCCAGGAGCUUGGUUGUUGCUGCUGAGAGAAGUGGAAAUGCUGGAGCUGCUGGAACUGCUUCAGAGGAAAUGGAGAGUCAGAAGGAUCGUUGA